This is a messenger RNA of Paramisgurnus dabryanus, 2665 nucleotides long. It is a transcript of the gene cahz, whose product is annotated as carbonic anhydrase. Gene Ontology annotation, molecular function: zinc ion binding; carbonate dehydratase activity. Gene Ontology annotation, cellular component: cytoplasm. The record is from RefSeq and is a predicted model, not a curated record. Gene Ontology annotation, biological process: carbon dioxide transport; regulation of pH. Lineage: Eukaryota; Metazoa; Chordata; Actinopteri; Cypriniformes; Cobitidae.
CUAUUAUCGUCUAAAUAACGCACACUACAACAUCCUAAAAAUUAUCAUUUAAAACAAAUUGUGUCAGUAAACCACUGUCAACCUGCGCUUCAAUACACAGCAUCGCAUUAGGAUGAAGGUCAAGAGAAGAUGAAUCUCCGCCAAGAUGAAAGACGCCGGUCUGAUGUGUCAAGAAAAACGACGAAUGGCUUGUCAUUAGAGGCAUCGAAAAGCGUAAGGGCUUUGAUAUCUUGAAGAAAGUAUACUGAUCAGGAUCAGCUCAUGUCUCCCGAAAUGUCCGCGUCCCAUCGGUUCAUCAUUCCACGCUUGAGCAUCUCCGAAUCGCAUCACAAACCCGAGCAGCGCUAUGGGCAGCUGAAAUGAGUAGUAGGUACACGCUUUUGAAUGUCCUCUAAAUGACUCCUCCUGUACUACUGGUGCUUUGAAGAGAUCAUGUGGCCAAACCCACUGGGUUGAGAUAGGUACCGGCAGGGGAUCUAUAUAAAGGGUGACAUAGUUUGAAAGAACUGGCAGUUUACUGUUCCUCAGCAUCCGGAUCUCUUACAAGGAGGAUAUCUAAAAGCACAAAUAAUCAUGUCUCAUUCUUGGGGUUAUGGUGCACAUGAUGGGCCAGAAACGUGGGAGGAAAGCUUUCCCAUUGCAAACGGACCCAGGCAAUCUCCCAUUGAUAUCGUACCCACCCAAGCACAACAUGACCCUUCUCUCAAGAGAAUUAAACUGAAGUACGAUCCUGCUGCUGCUCAUAGCAUCCUCAACAAUGGCCAUUCAUUCCAAGUGGAUUUCGCUGAUGAUGAUGACAGCUCAACUCUGACUGGAGGCCCUAUUACUGGAACAUACAGGCUGAGACAGUUUCAUUUCCACUGGGGAUCCAGUGAUGACAAGGGCUCAGAGCACACUAUUGCUGGUACCAGGUUCCCCUGUGAGCUUCAUCUAGUUCACUGGAACACAAAGUACCCAAACUUCGCAGAAGCCGCGUCACAGCCUGAUGGCCUUGCAGUGGUUGGAGUUUUUCUGAAGAUUGGUUCUGCCAAUCCGAGACUUCAGAAAGUUCUUGAUGCCCUCGAUGACAUCCAAGCAAAGGGCAACCAGACUACAUUUGAGAACUUUGAUCCUAAAACCUUGCUGCCUGCUUCUUUGGAUUACUGGACUUAUGAUGGGUCUCUGACCACACCCCCUCUUUUGGAGAGCGUCACCUGGAUUGUUCUGAAAGAUCCGAUCAGUGUUAGCCCUGUACAGAUGGCUAAGUUCCGUAGCCUGUUGUUCACGGAUGAAGAAGAGGCACCUUGCUGCAUGGUUGACAAUUAUAGACCACCACAACCUCUCAAGGGACGCAAAGUCCGCGCGUCCUUCAAGUAAAUAGCACAACCCCGCCACCUCACCCCCGCAUGCCUGCGCAUUAAUCACGACGUUCCUUUUUCUGGCUACUAUUCAAUAACAUUCCCAGUGGAAAUCUGAAACUUUAUAGUAUUUGUGACCAUGGUCAUAAGUAGCAGAUGUAUAUUUAUAGCAAAAGCUAAAAAUACAUUGUGUGGGUCAAUAUUAUCAAUUUUUCUUUUAUGCCAAAAGUCUAAAAGAUCAUGUUCCAUGAAGAUAUUUUGUAAAUUCCCUGCUGUAAAUAUCAAAACUUUAUUUUGUUAGUAGAUGAGGUUGCUAAGGACUUCAUCUGGACAACUAAAUUUUUUAUCUAGAUUUUCAAAUUGUUGGAUAUCGGCCAAAUACUGUUCUAUCAUUACUAUAUAUCAAUGGAAAGCUUAUUUACACAGCUUUCAGAUUAUUAAAAAAUUGACCCUUAUGACCACAUGAUCUCAGGCCCUUUACAAUACAAUAAUGUAGAAUAAAAAACAAGAAAGUUGGUUAUAAAGUUCUUGGGCUAUUUGAAAGAUGAAAACAGACACUACUGUGAAUUAUUAUUAAUAUUAUUAUUUUGUAAAAUUAUUAUAUUUUUAAGGAAAUGUCUAUUGUAGUUUUUAGAUUUAAAUUAACGUCAGACGACAUGAAAAGCAUUAUUUGGCCAUACAAGUUUAUUCUGAUAUCUUGAACGUCUCAGAAACAGUGAUCAUUGAUGCGCUUUUAACUGCAAUAGAAAAAUCUCUCAGGAUCGUGUCAGACUACUUUUCUAACAUCUAACAUUUAUCUAAUUCUGAUCACAGGUGAUCAUUUUAAUCCAGUCUUUUAUAACAGUCAAGUAUAUCAGUCCUGCUUUGCAGAUUUAUUAUAGCACAUAUUAUAAAUUAUUCAAUAGGAAAAUGCAUUGUGGGACAUUUUUGACAUCAUUGUUCUGUCUGGGUUUAUGGUGAUGGGUAUAUUUAUCAUUUGUGUGGAGUAAGCAGAUAAAAUGUAUAACAAACCUUCCAGGAAACACAUACUGACAGUGACAUUAUUAUGUUUAAUAGAAUAAUGAUGAUACUGUCAAUAUGUGUUUCCUUGCAGAAAAUUGUAAUAUUUAAAAAUUAAGUUUAAAUUAAAUAAAGGGAAUAAAGUUGUAAUGUUUUUUUUUUUAAAUGUUGUAUGAAUGAUGUACUGCUGUUUGUACGAUGAUAUAAGCUUAUAUUUUUAAAAAGUUUAAUGACUAGUAUUGCAUACGAAUAACAAAGUCUGCAAAUUAGUCAUGUGAUAGGAAUUGUAUGAGCAAUAAAUGAAUAAAUAAAUAUAUUUUAACCAACAA